CUGGCUCGGCCCCCACGGGUCUCCUAGGCUGGCCGUGGCAUCAGAGACUCACAGCAGGCGACUGGUGGCGCCGCACUGCACCUCGCGUCUUCUCGGGUUUCCUCUCCCUGAUCAUCAUGCCCCUCCAGUCCACCCUGGCGGGCCGGACCGCCCCCGCCAUCAACACACAGAUGGACGGCAGGUCCUUCGAGCAGCUGAGGCAGGAGUGUCUGCAGAGGGGCUUCCUCUUUGAAGAUCCAGACUUCCCUGCUGCCGACUCCUCGCUUUUCUUCAGCCAGAGUGUUCCUGUCAGACUGGAGUGGAAGAGGCCUACGGAGAUUUGCACCAAACCCAGGUUCAUCGUGGGUGACGCCAACCGGACCGACAUCUGCCAGGGACAGCUGGGGGACUGCUGGCUCCUGGCCGCCAUUGCAUCCUUGACGCUGAAGAAGGACGCUCUGGCCAGAGUAGUCCCCCACGACCAGGACUUUGACCACCAAUACGCAGGCAUCUUCCACUUCCAGUUCUGGCAGCACAACAAAUGGCUGGACGUGGUGGUGGACGACCGUCUGCCGACGGUGCGCAAUCAGCUGAUCAUGCUUCACUCGGCCUCUAACAACGAGUUCUGGAGCGCCUUGCUGGAGAAAGCCUAUGCCAAGCUGCACGGCAGCUACGAGUCGCUGAAGGGCGGCAGCACCAUGGAGGCCAUGGAGGAUUUCACCGGCGGCGUGGGCGAAAUGUACGACACCAAGAAAGCUUCCGGCAACCUUUUCUUCAUCAUGAAGAAGGCCUUGGACAGAGGCUCCAUGAUGGGAUGCUCCAUUGACAUUAGCAGCUCUGCAGAGUCAGAGGCCAAGUUGUCCAACGGCCUGGUAAAGGGGCAUGCCUACUCCAUCACAGGCCUGCAGGAGGUCAAUUACAGAGGCAGGAAGGUCAAACUGAUCCGUGUCAGAAAUCCCUGGGGUCAGGUUGAGUGGAACGGCCCGUGGAGUGACCAUUCCAAAGAGUGGGACUAUGUGGACCGAGCAGAGAAAAAUCGCAUUCUGCAGCACUCGACAGAGGAUGGUGAAUUCUGGAUGGACUUCGAGGACUUCAAGGCCAGCUAUGAUAAGGUGGAGAUCUGCAACAUGACACCUGACGCCCUGACAGACAAUACCAAGCGCCACUGGGAGGUCCAGCUGUUCGAGGGCGAGUGGAUCCGAGGCUCCACCGCUGGCGGCUGCAGGAACUUCAUCGACACGUUCUGGACCAACCCUCAGUUCAAACUGGAGCUGGUGGAUGCCGACGACGAAGACGACGUGUGCAGCGUUGUCAUUGCCCUGAUGCAGAAGAACAGACGCCGGCUGAGGAAGGAGGGCAUGGACCUGCAAACCAUCGGUUUCGCGGUCUACGAGGCUCCAAACAACGCAGAGCAUCAGGGAAAAGAUUUCUUCCGCAUGCACGCAUCCAAAGCUCGCAGCAAGACCUACAUCAACCUGCGUGAGGUGUCGGAACGCUUCACGCUGCCCCCCGGCAGAUACCUCCUGGUGCCCACAACCUUCCAGCCUCACCACGAGGCCGACUUCCUGGUCCGCAUUUUCUCCGAGAAGAAGGUGGCGGCUCUGGAGAUGGGGAACGACGUUGAUGCUGACCUGCCUGAGCCGCCUCCGCCCAGCGCUCCGGAGGAUGAGACAGACGAGGAGAAAUCCCUCAGGAAGCUCUUUGAGGAGGUGGCUGGAAGGGACCAGGCCAUUUCUGUCAGGGAGCUUCAGCAGAUACUGAACGGCGUCCUCAGCACGCGGAGAGAGAUCAAGUUUGAUGGCCUGAGCCUCCACACAUGCCACAACAUUAUGAACUUGCUGGAUGUGGACAACACUGGGAAGAUGGAGUUCCAAGAGUUCAAGGUCUUCUGGGAAAAGAUGAAAAAGUGGAUCAUGCUCUUCCUGUCCUUUGACACCGACCGCUCAGGAACGAUGUCCUCUUAUGAGCUUCGUAGCGCUCUCAAAGCUGCAGGGAUGAAGCUGAACAAUCAGCUCCUGCAACUGCUGGCCCUGAGGUUCGCUGAUGACAACUACACCAUCGACUUUGACGACUACCUGAACUGCAUCGUCCGCCUGGAGAACAUGUUCAGAGUUUUCCAGGCCAUGGAUACUCGCCACAAGGGCAGAGUGAACAUCAACUUGUUGCAGUUUCUGAUCUUGUCCAUGUCUGUGUGAGGAGACGCUGACAGCAAACUGAAGCCAUCAGAAGAACAAACCAGUCUGAGGGUGCACUGCCUUAAGGAGUCACUGCGCCAUAACUAUGCAGACAUACAUGUUCUUUUUUAUCUUUUAAAUGUAUUUUCUUGAAGUCUCUCCACUGUGAGUCCACGCCAGAAAAAAUAAAGUGAGACGUGUGAGGGAUUCAUCUUUGACGUUUACUGAUUUUUACUUUUUACAAAAGGAAUGUGUUCCUCUUCAUGACAACUUAAUGAACCAAUAAAUUGUGAAUAAAGCUUCUUUUUCUGCUACUGUGAAAA
Molecule: messenger RNA, 2476 nt
Organism: Dunckerocampus dactyliophorus (ringed pipefish)
Lineage: Eukaryota; Metazoa; Chordata; Actinopteri; Syngnathiformes; Syngnathidae
Gene: capn9
Product: calpain 9
Exons: 20
Coding region: 117-2174 (685 amino acids)
Biological process (GO): proteolysis
Cellular component (GO): cytoplasm
Molecular function (GO): calcium-dependent cysteine-type endopeptidase activity; calcium ion binding
Source: RefSeq, a predicted model, not a curated record